AUGAAAGCCGUUGUUUACACUGGUGAAAGUAAGAUCUCAGUCGAAGAUCGUCCAAAGCCAGUGAUUCUAGAUCCCACCGACGCCAUUAUCAGGGUUCUUCAUACCACUAUAUGUGGAACAGAUUUGCAUAUCUUACAAGGCCAUGUCUCAACAUGUACUCCAGGCCGCAUUCUGGGCCAUGAAGGAGUUGGAAUUAUUGACUCUCUUGGUACCGAUGUCACGAACUUCACUGUCGGCCAAAUAGUAGUCAUUUCUUGCAUCACAAGCUGCGGUGCCUGCUAUUAUUGUCGGAGGAAGAUGCCAUCUCAAUGUGAAACAGGUGGUUGGAUCCUCGGAAAUAAGAUUGACGGGACCCAGGCCGAGUAUGUACGCAUCCCUCAUUCCCCAUUAUCUCUUCAUGUGCUGCCAGAGAGCAUCGACCAGAAAGUUGCGGUGACUCUUUCUGAUACCGUUCCAACUUCAUACGAAUGUGGGAUCCUGAACGGCGACAUCCAGCCCGGGUCUACUGUGGCUAUUAUAGGGACGGGUCCUAUCGGUUUGACCAUUCUCCAGAUGGCGAGGAAGCUGUUCAGUCCUUCAAUGACGGCCGUCGUUGGAAGGGGUCAUCCUAGACUCGAGACCGCCACAUCCAUGGGUGCCGAUCAUACAUUCAGUGUCCUUGAUGGUCAAGAUGCUGCGAUUUCAUCUGCUCUAUCGGUUACUCAGGAACGGGGAUUUGAUGUAGUGAUUGAGGCAGUGGGAACGCCGCAGUCUUUUGAGAUUGCGCAGGCGCUGGUAGGUGCUGGUGGAACCAUAGCCAGCCUGGGUGUCUUCGGCGAGUCAUGCGAGUUGCACCUAGAGAAACUCUGGAAUCGUAAUAUUUGUUUGAGGACCAGACUCAUCGAUGCCGUUAGCACUCCAGAUAUACUAAACAUGGUAAAGACUGGUAGCAUCGACCCUCAUUUCUUGAUCUCACACAAUUUCUCAUUCGAUGACAUUCAUAAUGCUUAUGAAGCAUUUGGGGAACCAUCCAAGCAUGGCGCCCUGAAGGUGGCAGUGACGAUGCCUGAGAUUGUGAUGAACGGCUCUUCAUAG
This is a messenger RNA of Penicillium waksmanii, 1074 nucleotides long. RefSeq names its product putative zinc-containing alcohol dehydrogenase. Lineage: Eukaryota; Fungi; Ascomycota; Eurotiomycetes; Eurotiales; Aspergillaceae. Bases 1 to 1074 code for a protein of 357 amino acids. The record is from RefSeq and is a predicted model, not a curated record. The transcript is spliced from 3 exons. Gene Ontology annotation, molecular function: zinc ion binding; oxidoreductase activity.